Sphenostylis stenocarpa is the source of this 618-nucleotide messenger RNA. NCBI's taxonomy places the organism in Eukaryota, Viridiplantae, Streptophyta, Magnoliopsida, Fabales, Fabaceae. The record is from the annotation of a GenBank genome assembly.
AUGUCGUUGCUGUUACUGCCUCAACCUUCCGCUACCCUCUCUCCGGUCACCGCCUCCGCCGUCGCACGCAAACCUUUCGCCACUGUCACGCCUCCACGCCGGAGAACGCUCACUCCAAAAGCUGCAAUUUCAAUCUCUCCCCCAACAACAUCACCCAAUGCAAUCCCUACGAAGAAGGUUCUGGUUCCCAUUGGUUUUGGCACCGAAGAAAUGGAGGCCGUUAUCAUGAUUCACGUCCUGCGCCGCGCCGGGGCUGACGUCACCGUCGCCUCCGUGGAACCGCAGCUCCAAGUCCAGGCCGCCGGAGGCACCAAACUGGUCGCGGACACUGACAUUUCCGCCUGUUCCGAUGCAGUUUUUGACCUCGUUGCUUUACCCGGAGGAAUGCCUGGCUCUGCAAGACUUCGGGAUUGUAAAGUUCUGCAAAAAAUUACGAGCAAACAAGCUGAGGAAAACAGGCUCUACGGUGCUAUCUGUGCUGCUCCUGCUGUGACCCUAUUGCCAUGGGGCCUUUUGAAGAAAAAAAAGGUGCUUUGCUUAACUUGGAUUUUAGUAGAAUCAAUAUUUAGUGCGAUGGCUCUAAGUUACUAUGGCUCUAAGUUACUGUUGCCAAACUAA